GUUGAAGUCUUGCAGAACGCCCCACAGGGUUGUCAGCAUGACAUCCUAGUGCAUCUAUAAUACCCUCAUCUGAUUGGCCCGCACAUGCUCGCAGAAUAUCCAUCAACACCUUUAACUUUACCUCCGACAUCAAAAGGAAAACCAUGAAGUGAAAGGAGACGCAAUUGAGAAGAUGGCGGAGAAGGAGAAGAGCCAGAGCAACUAUAAAGGCUUUGUGGCAGGAGUGUUUUCUGGUGUUGCGAAGCUUACAGGUAAGUCUUUCCCCUCGUUAUCUACCCCAAGCUGUAUAUUUCAUACCCCAGCUUUGAAAGUCCUCUACGCACCACCAACCAAUCUAAGGAUUGCCAAUGAUAGACAACUAACUUCAAACAUCUAGUUGGUCAUCCCUUCGACACCAUCAAAGUCCGCCUCCAAACCUCCGACUCAACACGCUUCUCUGGCCCCCUCCAAUGCCUCCUCCAGACAGUCAAGAAAGAAGGCGUAGCAGGACUGUACAAAGGCGCCACGCCUCCUCUAGUAGGAUGGAUGUUCAUGGAUAGCCUCAUGCUCGGUUCCCUAACCUACUACCGCAAAUUCCUCCACCGAACCCUCUUCAACCCGCACCGAAUGGCCGCCUCGCCCUCCGCUUUCGCCCAACGCGACCUCCCCCUCCCAAACUCACAGCUCCACAAACUCCCCACGGUAGGGCAUGCAAUGGCAGGUGUCAUGGCUGGGGCAACAGUCAGCUUCAUAGCUGCGCCCGUGGAACACAUCAAAGCCCGUCUGCAAAUCCAAUACUCCUCUGUCAAAUCCGAACGGCUAUACAAAGGACCUAUUGACUGCCUACGGAAAAUCUACCGAUUCCACGGCCUCUCGGGCCUCUACCACGGUCUCUCUGCUACUCUCCUCUUCCGCUCAUUCUUUUUCUUCUGGUGGGGCAGUUACGAUAUCUUCACUCGUCUCUUGUCGGAGAAAACAAGCCUUAGUGCGCCUGCCAUCAACUUCUGGGCAGGUGGACUCAGCGCACAGGUCUUUUGGCUUACGAGUUAUCCUAGUGAUGUGGUUAAGCAGCGGAUCAUGACCGACCCAUUAGCUGGGGGGCUCGGGGAUGGGGUUAGGAGAUUUCCGAAUUGGAGGAGUGCUGCAACGGCUGUUUACAAGGAGAAUGGGCUUAAAGGAUAUUGGCGAGGUUUCGUGCCGUGCUUUCUAAGGGCAUUUCCUGCAAACGCAAUGGCGCUCGUUGCCUUCGAAGGUGUUAUGAGGGCAUUGCCUUAGACUUGUGCUGAUACUCAUGUGAAUAUAUGGUUGACGGAUAUUGUGAUGAUAUGGUAGAUGGAUGGUAGAGGC
This is a messenger RNA of Cadophora gregata, 1326 nucleotides long. RefSeq lists its product as uncharacterized. Bases 526 to 1254 code for a protein of 242 amino acids. The transcript has a single exon. The record is from RefSeq and is a predicted model, not a curated record. Gene Ontology annotation, molecular function: transmembrane transporter activity. Gene Ontology annotation, biological process: transport. Lineage: Eukaryota; Fungi; Ascomycota; Leotiomycetes; Helotiales; Ploettnerulaceae.